CAGACGGUGCCACUUUUUCUGGAAACUGCCUUGUCGUGUUGCCAUCACUAACUAAACCUCCGCCCAAUGUUCACCGAUACUUCUUACGCUGAUCUCCAUCAAACUAACGAUAAUCGACAUUGAGAGCAAUUGGCGGCCUUGCUAGGCGAAGUGGGACAAAGUCGCAACGGCUUGAAUGUUGAGGUUGUCGAGACUUACGACUCUUUGGUGCCUGACUCAUUGACGCUCUGAACCUCCAAAAUCCUUUUGCGCCGCUACUAGUAGUUGGCUUACCACAAAACUUGCUCUUCCUAUCAAACGCACUACCGUCAGGAAACUCUGAGCAUCAACAAUGACGGCCGCCGAGGAAGAAGCAACCGAGCAUGCAGCCGACGAGACUACAGCACUACUCGCCGCACCUGGCAAGCCUGUACCUGGCGACAUUGAGGACAGCGAAAAUGGCACUACCAAGAACGACAAUGAGGACGACAAGCCUCUUCCAAAAGACCAGAUUUUCUUCUUAUGCUUCGCGCGCCUUAUCGAACCCAUUGCAUUCUUCUGCAUCUUUCCCUUUAUCAAUCAGAUGAUCUGGGAAACUGGCGAAGUAGCAGAGACCGACGUCGGUUUCUACAGCGGCCUCAUAGAAUCCCUCUUCUCCUUAACCCAGAUGCUUCUCAUGAUCCCCUGGGGUCGAGCGGCGGACUAUUGGGGCCGCAAACCUGUCCUAGUCUCCUCCCUGGGCGGCAUCGCGAUAGCAACAGCCAUCUUCGGCCUCAGCAAGACAAUAUGGCAGAUGAUUCUAUUUCGAUGCUUCGCCGGCAUCUUUGGCGGGACUAUCGUUACAAUCCGCACCAUGAUCAGCGAAAACAGCACCGACAAAACCCAAGCUCGCGCCUUCAGCUUCUUCGCCUUCACAGGUAAUUUGGGCAUCCUCUUGGGGCCGAUCAUAGGGGGCGCCCUCUCAAGGCCGGCGACAGAAUACCCCAGGCUCUUCGGCAGGUUCAAGUUCUUCCACGACUACCCCUACGCCCUCGCGACCUUUGCAUCAGGCGCCAUUGGCGCCAUCGCAACCAUAACCAGCGCAACAUGCAUCAAAGAGACUCUCGUCCUCAAACCCGAGUCCUCCGAAGCAGACAAGAAACCACCCAUGUCGACCCUCGACCUCCUCCGCGCCCCCGGCGUCCCAAUAACACUAUACAUCUACGCGCACGUAAUGACCCUUGCCUUCUCCUACACGGCCAUCUGCCCCGUCUUCCUCUUCACGCCAGUCCACCUAGGCGGCUUCGGCCUCACACCACUCCAAAUCUCCAUGUUCAUGGCCAUCACAGGGCUAAGUCAGGCACUAUGGCUCCUCCUGGCUUUCCCCUGGCUGCAAGCGCGCAUGGGCACCGCGGGCGUCAUGCGUCUAUGCGCAACGGCCUAUCCAUUCUUCUUCGUCAUCUUGCCAUGCUGCAAUCUCCUUCUCCGCAGGGGCCUGACCGCCGUCUUCCUCGCCGUCGUCAUACCCAGUAUGAUUCUGGGAAGCGGUGUGGCAAUGUCAUUUACAGCCAUUCAGCUCGUGCUGAACGAUGUGAGUCCCAGCCCAGCCGUGCUUGGGACGCUCAACGCCGUCGCCCUGACGCUGAUCAGUGGGAUGCGGGCAUUUUCGCCGGCGCUGUUCGCGAGUCUCUUUGCCGCCAGCGUGCGGAGUGGCGUCCUGGGAGGACAUUUGAUUUGGAUAUUGAUGGUUGCGCUGGCUUUGGGGUUCACGAUCGUGAGUCGGUGGACCCCGGAGAAGGAAAAGAUGCCGAAAAACACAACGGACAGCGACGAAUAAAAGUGUGCAUAUGUGUUGCCAAUUUUCAGUCUGUAACGGAAAAGUGGGAAGCGGUUUGUAGACCGACAUGCAUCAUCUAGACAGGAAGAGGCGAACUUCAAACCUUGGGUAUAGAGCAUUUGGGCGCUCUCAGGGAGUACGACAUUGUGAAUUACAGUAUAUUGACAAAAGACAAAGA
Messenger RNA from Exophiala viscosa, 1973 nucleotides. RefSeq names its product MFS transporter. The transcript has 4 exons. Gene Ontology annotation, molecular function: transmembrane transporter activity. Lineage: Eukaryota; Fungi; Ascomycota; Eurotiomycetes; Chaetothyriales; Herpotrichiellaceae. The coding region runs from base 332 to 1795 and encodes 487 amino acids. The record is from RefSeq and is a predicted model, not a curated record. Gene Ontology annotation, biological process: transmembrane transport.